This is a messenger RNA of Echinostoma caproni, 3336 nucleotides long. The record is from the annotation of a GenBank genome assembly. NCBI's taxonomy places the organism in Eukaryota, Metazoa, Platyhelminthes, Trematoda, Plagiorchiida, Echinostomatidae.
AUGAUGUCAUUGUAUUGUACGGUUUUUGAUCUAAACCAGGAUCGUCAUGAUGGCCGCAUUUAUACAUUCGACAGUAAUUUCUACUUUGAGUAUCAGCCUUCUAACUUGAGCCACAUCCGUGAGUUUGAUUUGAACGUUAUUCUUUUGUCCUCAGGCGAACGUCCAAAUGUCGAGGGGAUAACUGGGUUGCCAAAUGACCAACCUUUUGGCGUUCUAAUCAAUACGGACCACACUUCCGGUAAAACCAGUGCCUUUCAGCAUCGUCCAACUUCAUCCGCAAACUCUCAACCGCUUGACCCGUCUGCAUAUCACAAUUCCCAGCAUCACCACCCGUUAGCUUCUCCCGAUCCGCGACUAGGUUGGACCACCUCUAGUGGGCCAACUGGAAGCUCAAACACCUUGAGUGGUGCUCCAGAAUUCGGAUCCUAUGUGUCACAACAGACCCCUGCACCGACUGCAUCAUUCCCUGCUGGACCCUAUCCAACCGCUCCGCCGACUCAACACGCAUCCUAUCCAACAACAACGCUGUAUAAUGCUACUCAUUCCUCACGUCCUUCAUCCGUGCUUAAUGCACCACACCCUUCAGGUCCUUUCCCUCCAGCCCCUCCAAUGGCCCCAGCGCCUCCGAUGGUUUUGCCUCCUUCAGUAGAUCCGGCAAACCCACCACUUUUACAGGGAACAACGUCCUCAACGCCCUUGUUGACACCAUCUAUGCCACCAGCAAAUACACCGUCACAGAUGAGUACACCGGCGGCCGCUGUUCAUGAAACACCAAGGAGACCGUACCCACGACAUCCAUCUCCUAUCCAGCAAUAUCCCCGCAUCAACGAUCAGAUGCGUACGAUGCCUGUUCCCCCACCACCUACUUCGUUUGCAACUAACCAACCGGUGCCUGCAAACGCAUCAAUACGGACGGUCACUUCUGGUUUGACUCAGCCCCCGGGCUAUAAUCCAGCCAGUUCGUUGCAUCAAACCCAGCCGCCACAUGUUCGUUCCAAUACAGGUUCAUAUCCACCCUACCAGCAAAGACAACUUGGUCCCGAUCCGGCGACUGGAGCCAUCUACCGCUCGCCCGGUACACCGGCGACUAUGUCUGAAUGGAGUCGGCUAAAAGCCCCGAUCGCAUUGCUUCAGGAUCGGGAAUUACUUCCAUCGGAUGGACCAGACCUACCGGUUACACCAGCGAUAACUAAUCCGGUCAACUGCGAUCCGGACAUCAUGCGAUGUACUUUAACAAAUAUGCCAUCCAAUGCCAAAUUACUAGCUCGGUGUCGUUUGCCCUUGGGCUUAGUGAUGCAUCCCUUCCGCGAUCUUUCGAAUUUGCAUACGAUCAAUUCGAAAGUGAUUGUCCGUUGUCGUUCCUGCCGCACUUACAUCAAUCCGUUUGUGCAAUUUCUGGAUUCUGGACGCCGCUGGCGUUGUCCGGUGUGUUUCCUUGCCAAUUCCGUCCCGGACGAUUUUUACUACGAUCCAGGUACGCAAACCUAUGGAGACCCGUCUCGUCGUCCGGAGAUUCGAUCAGCAACAGUCGAAUUCAUUGCACCUUCAGAGUACAUGCUCCGUCCACCGCAGCCCGCCACCUACCUAUUUUGCUUUGACGUCAGUCGAAACGCCAUAGCUACAGGUUAUUUGCAAUUCGCGUGUGAACGUCUGGCUGCAUCGUUGAAUCGAAUCCCGGGAGAUUCGCGUAGACAGAUAGCGUUUAUCACAUACGAUUCUGCGAUACAUUUCUACAAGCUAUGCGGUGAUACAAUGCGUUUAAUGAUCUGUCCGGACCUGGAUGAACCGUUCCUUCCGGAUUACGAGGGUUUGAUGAACCGGAUUAGUGGUUCCACCGAAGCGAUUCAGGAUUUUCUGCAUCAACUCCCACAAUCAUUCGCCAAUACCAAUGAUGUUGGUAACUGUUUGGGCACUGUGUUACAAGUCGGUCUUAAAUUGAUUGGAGGCACUGGUGGUCGUAUCUCGCUGUUUACCACUUGCAUGCCAACAACCGGUGCUGGUGUGCUUCGGUCCCGAGAGGAUCCGAAUGAUCGUUCUGCUGCGGAAGCAAAAUAUCUUGGCCCGGCAAUCGACUUUUAUAAAACAUUUGCUCUCGAUUGUGCCGCCCAACAGGUCGCGGUUGAUCUGUUCGUAUUGAAUUCCCAAUACUGUGAUAUCGCCACCCUUUCCGGUGUCUCUCGUUUCUCGUCGGGAACCGUCUACCAUUAUCCGAAUUUCUUCUGUCCACCGAAAACGAGUCCACCGAAUCAGGCAUCUGAUUCCGUGCAAAAUUACAACCUCGUUGAAUUGGAACGAUUCCGACGGGACUUCGAUCGAUACAUCACUCGUAAGAUCGGAUUUGAGGCUGUGAUGCGAAUUCGUUGCACCCACGGAAUUUCUAUUCAGGCUGCCAUACUCUAUACUUCCUCGAAUGGCGACAGACGAAUUCGCGUGCACACACUUAGCCUUCCUGUUGUACAUAACCCAUAUGAGGUAUUUCAAGGCGCGGAUCAAGGGGCGAUCGCUUGUCUCAUUGGUAAAAUGGCCGUGGAUCGGGCUAUUUCUUCCGGUGUCCCCAACGCACGCGAAGCGAUGGCUAAUUCAGUUUCCGACGCACUAAGCGGUCCAGUGAUUACCUUAGACGAGCGAACUGCCGCUCUGGAACGGCUUAAAUCGGCUCCCCCGGAGGAUAUGUUAGCUCUGGUCUAUCCUCGACUGUAUGCCGUACAUUCGUUUAUUUCCAAACCAAUGGUGUCAAGUGAAGGCACCUUGGCGCAGAAAGCGGCUACUCUGUCAUUGUGUGAUGACGGCGAUUCACGAGUUGAUGCAUCUCCUCGAUCGGAUGGUGAAGAUGAGGACGAAAACUCCUCUUCCUCUGAGGCCGGUGAAAUCCCGACUGAAGCGGAACAAUUGCCUGGUCAGUUGCCUCUUACCGCCCGUUCUAUCACUCGAGGAGGUGUGUACUUACUCGAUACCGGCGAAUUACUCUUACUAUUAGUUGGUUCCGGUGAAGAUGCCGUUCCCGGUGUAAGUGCGUCCAAGGUACUUCAGAACCUUUUGGGUGUGUCUAGCCCGACGGAAUUACCUUCCGGUGGUGGUCCAUUCGCUUUACUUCCGCUCACCUCCAACGAUACAGACAAUAUCGACGAUGCCCACGUGGGGCGACGUCGAUUAGCUGCUUUAAUCAAUUUAUUGCGACGACGUCGCCCAAUCAACAGUGCGUUAGUUUGUAUGCGGCAUGACGCUCCAGCCAACCUCAAGAGCCGAUUUUUGUCCGCAUUGGUGGAGGACCGUACGGAAUCCGCCGCAUCCUAUCAUGAAUUUCUUCAAAUGUUGCAAAAUCUGAUGAAGACCUGA